Chara braunii is the source of this 4727-nucleotide messenger RNA. Lineage: Eukaryota; Viridiplantae; Streptophyta; Charophyceae; Charales; Characeae. The record is from the annotation of a GenBank genome assembly.
GGAGGAAUGCCAUUUGCUGCCAUUGUGGGCAGAAGGGUCACACCAUUAAGUUCAGCCAUGUCCGAAGGAACGAUGAAGAUGAAGGGCUGAUUAGUACCAACUACGACGGUGACAUGUAUGAUAAGUUUGGAUACUACAUUGACCCAGAGAUCCCUGGUGAGUCAAGAAAGGAGGCCUUGAGACGAGUCGAGGCCGGCGAGCCGCCCGCUCCUCCGGCCAUGUUUCGAAUCUGGCAAGAGGAGGUGGACCAUCCUGAUGUAAGGGUUGAAGAGAUAGGAGAGAAUAAGGAAGUAGAGCAGGAAAGGAAAACCGGUACGGUCAAGGAAGAACCAAUUGUGGUAGAAUCUGACGAGGAGAUAGAAAGGGGGUACUGGAAUGACGCCCGGAGAACGAUGGAAAGAAUAGAGGAUGUAGUCGCGAAGAUAGGAACGUAUCAAGACAAAUUGACCAACAUGUGUGAAGAGGUCAAGGAGUGGAAAGCUUUAAGGCUCCGGGACGAGCUCAAAGCUCGAUUAUCCAGGAAGAUGGUAGCCAGCGUGCGAUUGGGGGCCAUAAUCCCCAAGGAAGCGGAAUGGGCAGAGACAGACACGAAGAUGGAUUGGAAGUCCGUCGCAUGUGGAUGCUUGGAUGUAGUAGUAAAAGGAAAAACGUGCACGGCAAUGGUGGAUACUGGGGCGGAAAUGAACCUCAUGAAAGAGAAAUAUGCCUUGUGCUCGAGGAUGGAGAUUGACUGCUCCGAUAAUGGAGUUAUUAUGGGCGCGAAUAGUCGGUCUGUGUUCAUAGGGACCGCAUCGAGAGUGGUUUUGGAGAUUGACAAAGUUAAAGUAAGAAGUUGUUUCUUUGUGAUGCCCGAUCUCGAUAAUCCCAUCCUAUUGGGUCGAUCUUUUUUAAGCCGAACGGAGACCGUCAUACUGAAUAAGCAUGAUGGGAUGAUGUUCCUCGUCUUAUGUGACCCGGUAUGUGGCAACUAUGAGGUUAUCACAUGCAGAAAUACGGGGCCACGAAGUAUAAGGAAUAGGCCCAAUCCUGGCUCUUUCACGAUUGAGGAGUCGGAAGAAGAAAGGAAGAGGUUAGGGGGAGACGAGUUUGAAGAAGAAAGGAACCCGGAAGCACUGACUUUUAGCCUGGCCAGUAUAGGCGAUGCUAUGGACAUAGUGUCAGCCUAUGGGAUGGCAGACCCGGAGGCCGUAGAGGCCUUGAGAGAAAAGGUGAUGGAACAAAUGGGUGAAGGAGAGGUGGAGUUGGAACAAGAAGUUUAUUACGAGCGGGAACGAGAGUUAAUACAGCAGAUGCGGGAAAAUGCGGAGAAUGGACCAUGUCAUAUCAAUCAAGAAACGGAAGAGGCACUGAUAAUAGGGGAACCAGAUUUCCUUACAGCGCAUGAGAGACAGUUGAUGGUAGAAACCAUGAGAGGAAGGCAUACUGCCUAUGCCUUCAAUGAUGACGAACGCGGCCGCCUGGAUGUCGACAAGAUUCCGAUGAUUCAGAUACAUACCGUGCCACAUGAACCAUGGAAUCUACGAGGUGCGCGAUAUCCGAACCCGGCUGAUGAAGAAAAGGUGGUAAAUUAUCUUGACGGGAAGAUCCGCACUCAUGUCUCAGACUACUCGAGUGGGCCAUAUGCAUCCCUUUGGUUUUGCUUUGUCAAGCCAAAUGGGAUGCUGAGAUGGGUACAGGAUUUGCAGCGCUUGAAUGCUGUAACAGCGAGAGAUGCAGGGGGUCUCCCUAACGCUGAUGCGCUUUCAGAGGCAUGUGCAGGAAGAUCCAUAAUAUCUCUCAUAGACUUGUAUUUUGGUUAUGUUCAAUUUCCUGUUUACCCUUCAGACAGACCAAUGACUGCAAUGCAUACCCCUCGAGGGCUGAUUCACAUGAAUGUCGCACUGCAAGGAUGGACGAAUGCGGUUGCCAUGGUCCAGAGACACAUGGUAAGGACAAUGCAACCAGUGAGUCCUCACAUUACACAACCUUACAUCGAUGAUCUGGUUGUGAAAGGGCCAAAAGAGAAGGAUGAGCAGGAGGUGAUGCCUGGAAUUAGACGUUUUGUCUGGGAUCAUGUGCAAGAUCUAUGUAAAGUCCUAGACUUGCUAAAGGAGCAUAACCUCACUGCAAGCGGAACAAAGUCUAGGCAUUGUAUGCGUGGAGCAACGAUCUUAGGGUUUGUGUGCGAUGAGAGGGGUCGUCGGCCAGACACUAAGAAAACGAACAAGAUUCUCGAAUGGCCAACACCAUUCGAGACAAUUACAGAGGUAAGGAGCUUCCUGGGAACAUGUGGGUUUUGGAGAGUGUUCAUCAAAGGGUUUGCGGCAAAGACGGAGCAAUUGCGAAAGCUUGUGCGCCAAGGGCCGACUGCCCUGGGAGAAGUACUUAUCCAACGAGACCUUAAUGGAGAAGAACGACCGCUAAGGUUUGAGAGUCGAAUGCUUAACACAACUGAGAGGAAUUACUCUCAGUUUAAGCGCGAGACCUUGGCAGUUCUUCACUGCUUGAGGAUUUUCAGAAACUACCUCUUUGGUAGCAAGUUUAUGUUGAGGAUGGACCCAACUGCUCUAGCUGGUUCCCUUAAGAACUUCGCUCCUUCAGAUCCAACCAUUGCCAGGUGGUUGGGGUACAUCUGGAUGUUUGACUUCGAAUUGGAGCGUAUUCCUGGGAACAAGAAUAGGGCAGAUGGGUUGAGUCGCGUCGACUGGGACAAGAGCAACAAAGGGGUAAUUGAAGAUACUCCGCCGGUCGACGGUUUUCUGGACAAGGAAGAGGACGUUAAACUCCACAUUAACUCCUGGUCAUUGGCUAUAGGUAACUAUGUUACUCCUGGACGACCUAUAUGGCUCGCACCUCCAGGUCAUGUGCGGCGGCCGGAUAUAGUCCUCAAACCUUGUGUUGAGGAAGAUUCUUGGGGAAUGCCGGGAGUGGAGUGGAUGAUGGAGUUGGCCUUGGCAGAUAAGUACCAGCUGCAGGAAGACGUGGUCACAUUGGAGACCGUACCCCAGCAGGUAGAAAAGCAUGAACGAUUGGUAGGUGGAAUGUACCUGUUGGCAAACUCGUUGCUUCAAGAAGAGGUUGCUAGGAUUGAAGGAGAGAGGCAAGAUAGAGAGGGGAAUGUGAUCCAUGAAGGAGAGGACGAUGACUUUGAAGAAGGCUUGACACCAUUUGGGGCAGCCAUGCCAAGAGGGAGGGGAAGGGCAGGGCCAGUGGGAACCCCUCUGGGGGCGACCAGACAGACGGUGCAGAUGAGGGCCAGGAGAGAGGACAGGCCACCCAUUUUUCAGGGAGGAAACACUGAGCUAUUCCUGAUCGAGUUCGAGAGGCACGCCAGGGAGUUUGGAUGGGAUACGCUCAGGAUGCUGAGAGAGGUGCGAGGCGCGGGCCAGUGGGCAGAGCCCAUUGCCAACUAUGUCAGGGAAUCACUGACCUGGCAGGACUUCGAGAGGAGGAUGGAGGGCUUGCACCUAUCACCAUUGGGGAGGGAUGGGCAGCCUAUACGCUUCGAUGGCACCAACCUUGGGGAUUUCUUGAGGGCAUUCGACGAGUUUGCAGAUGGCCUCAAUGAAUCACCAAGUCAGAGAAUGGGAGGCUUUCUCCUGUUUGUGAGGCGGCACCUUAGGUCCUUCGUCAGAUCUAUUGUGGAGCAUGCCACGAGUUGGGGCCAUUGUAAGAAAUUACUUUGGAACUACUAUACUCCGGCACGCCUGGCAGAGGAGAGGAGGAGUAUGGAGAAGAAGAGGAAGGAGCCAGAGGUCACAGAGAGGAGGACUUUUGAGCAGGGCAUGACCUCAGGCACUCAGAGGGAUGGACAGAGAAGAGAGCACAAGUCCCACAGGCAAGAAAGAGGAGAAGAGCAGCAUGCUGAGAGAGUUCAGAGGAGAGAGGAACAACAUGCUGACUGGACACAGCAGACAGAGAGGCAGACUGCAGAGAGGAUUCGGGGAGGAGGGGCACCAGGUGGACCAGAUGCACCUCCUCAGCCUGCUCAGGACUGCCCUAUGUCAAGCGUGGAGCCAGAGCUGCCUCAUGAGCCACAAGGACUGGAGCAGAGUAAGGAUCAGGCAGCAAAGGAGAAGGAACAUGAUAGGGAGGAGAGAGCAGGAACAAAGAGAGAGAUUAGAGUCCAAAUCAGACUCAAGAACCUUGCGGAGCUGCAUGAGAGGGUUGAGCAGGAAGAUCAGCCUGUGGUACUAGAAGACAGAAAGGGGAAUGGCUCAUGCGCUCGGGACGAUGAGACCCCUCUUUUCACAGAGGCUUGGGACAACUUUGACAAGCUGUUAGAGGCAGCAGGGAGGUCCAGGGAGCAGCAUCAGGAGGUGGGGCUUAAGCUGGUCUCUACAGACUUGCUUAACCUGAAGGGCCUUAUGAAGGAAGGUUUUGCGGCAGCCAAGGCUUCUGAUGAAAAGAUGGAGAAGAGGUUGACAAGGGUGGCGCGGGCGUCUCAUAAGCAGAGAUUGGACUGGCAAAAAGAAAUUGACGAUCUGAAGAAGGAAGGGGAAAGGCAGGACAAGGAAAUGGAAGCCAUGAAGGCUGUGAUGGAAAAGGCCUGGGUAGGAAACGAGGCAGUCAGGCAAGUCAACCAGACCUCAAUAAGGUCAAUGACACCCUGAGGGCCUACCUACAAGCACAACAGGUUUCCUUCCAAGCGAAGGAAGUGGAAUGGGAGAAGAGGAUCAUGGAGCAAGAGUUUGUGGAUUUGCUCAUAUGAAUGAUUGUUGUGAUGAAAAUAAAUUUUGUAAAAUGAC